This is a messenger RNA of Mesocricetus auratus (golden hamster), 1964 nucleotides long. RefSeq names its product chromosome unknown C1orf232 homolog (gene CUNH1orf232). The transcript is spliced from 4 exons. NCBI's taxonomy places the organism in Eukaryota, Metazoa, Chordata, Mammalia, Rodentia, Cricetidae. The record is from RefSeq and is a predicted model, not a curated record. The coding region runs from base 1362 to 1919 and encodes 185 amino acids.
ACGGAAGGUCCGCCCUGGGGCGGAACAGGAUUGCCCGGACCGCCUCUGAUGACGCCAGGGACGGACUGGUGGCUUGAGCGCCCCCAGAUGGUCGUGGAUGAUAGUGACUGGGCCGUUGAGGGGCAGGGACCGGCCAGGUAGGGUAGCAGAUCCUGCAACUCUGCCAGCCCCAUCAUCACUUCCCACACCUCGGGUUUCAGUUGUAGAGAACACCUCCAACGUCUCUGGAAAGCACCGUGCCAUAAAUAAAUUAUUUCAUAAAUGAGAGCAAGUUUGAAAUCGUGGAUGGGGCACCCAGAGGUACCCCUAGACUCUAACAAAGGGCCUCUCCCCCGUUAUUUUCUUGGGCCUAUGUCUCUUCUGUCCUGCCUCUACACCCAGGCAAAUUGGUGGGGCAAAGAAUGGAGAAUUGUUUCCCAAAGAACCUAGCACCUAGGGAUUCCAACCUUGAAGAGUGGUCAGCUCUUCUGGUUUGGUUGGGUGGUUGGUUGGUUUUUCAGUACUGAUGGUAGAACCCAGAGCCUCAUAGAUGCCAGGCAGACAGUCUAACAGGAGGGCUACAUCUGCAGCCCAAGAGGAAAUGUCCCUAGAAGAACCCCCAUCUCUGCUUUCUUUCUCAAGGCUCAGGCUCCCAGGAGACGGCUGGCAGGAAAAGGGGAAAUAACCAAGAAGUGUGUGCUUGGAGUAGGGCGAGGACCAGAGAGCCUCUCUUCUCUCUUCUUGGCCUGGUGCCGCUCAGGCUGGGGGCAGAGGAUCUCAGCAAUAAUUCAGGGUUCUUGCUCUUUGGGGCCAGUUGCCAGGAAACAGGGAGACAGGCACGUGCAUCCCUGGGGAGAGCAGGUUUCUAGGCCAGACAAAGCAGUGGAAUGGAAGCCCGGGGUGCUGACUGGAGGCCUGGGGACCUUCCCACUCCAGCUCACGAAGACUGAGUAGAGACACAGGGUGGGGCCCAGAGGAAGACAUAACUAGUAUGACUACAACCAUAGGAUUCACAGGUAUGGGUCCUGGACUCAAAACUUUGAGUGGAAAACUCUCCCGCAGCUAUUCUAAGAGACAAACAACCACCAGUAUUCCUAAAUGCAGGAAAAUGGACUCUCCAAAGUUCUGCCUUCAUUACCUUUGGCCAAUAUGGGUCACGACAAGGGGCUGAGGUGGCACAAGCCUGCCCCAACCCCAGAAUCACUGGGAUCAGGUUUACCGUCUUGGCGCUGUGCCAGCCGGGGAGAAUGGUACAUCUUUCAUGAAGUCACCGGAUCCCUGGGACAGGCUCUUGGUUCCUCCAAGUUUCUGGAGCCAGACCCACUGGUACCCACUGAGCUACCACCUUCUGUGCCUGGUGCCAGGCCCCUUACCCUGCAGCCAUGAACCAAGCUUUCUGGAAAGCUUACAAGUCCAAAGUGCUGCAGACUCUGGGUGGAGAAUCUGAAGAGGACCUGGCAGAGGAGAGGGAGAACCCAGCAUCAGAGGAGACAGCAGCACCCCCCGAGGAGGCCUUCAACCCCAUGUCCCAGCUGGCUCGAAGGGUUCAGGGGGUCGGGGUGAAAGGUUGGCUGACAAUGUCAUCUCUGUUUAACAAAGAAGAUGAGGACAAACUGCUGCCACCAGAGCCCUGUGCUGAUCACCCGCUGGCGGCGCCCCCCUCCACGCAGGCGGCCGCAGCCGAGACGGAGCCGCGCGGGCCGGGAUUCUGGGACGCGUUCGCCAGCAGAUGGCAGCAGCAGCAGCAGGCGGCGGCGUCCAUGCUGCGCGGCGUGGAGAGCACCGCUGAACCGGACCCGCAUCCCCGGGAGAAGCCUGCUGAGGAGGCCACCGAGUGCCCCGAGACCCGGGAGGUGGACCCCGCGGCAGGCUUCAAGUGGGGUUUCCUCACCCACAAACUGGCAGAGAUGAGGGUGAAGGCCGCGCCCAAGGGCGACUAGCCGGCGCCCGCCUUUCCCUACCACCCAUAAAAUCUCCUGGAUCUA